AUGGAAUACGACCCCAAAGUGCCCAAGUAUCAAACAUCGGACCCGACGUCAUUUGCGUAUGAAUCGGCGCGGAAACGGUGGCCGGCCAUCAUCACCGGCGCCAUCGACGACGUGCACCGCACAGUGGCGUCGUUGCCCGAGUCGGACAAAGAUGCAGUGGCCGAAGGCAAGUCGAUUAUCUCGGGGCUGGCCACGCUCAAGUACGAGCUGCAGCAUAACCGGGUCCUGACUCCCAUUCCCGACGACGGAUCCCCCGAUGUCCAGGGGUACAACGCGGAGCUUGAGGCACGGGGCCCUCCCAAAUGGCACGACGUGGAAUGGUUGUUUUCGGAAUGCUACCUAUAUCGACGGGUGGCGACGUUGUUCACGCUGGCCAAGACGCCGUUCUGGAGAGGUUACGACGUGUUCCGACGGCAGAAGAUGAGCACGUUCAAGUCGUCGCGGCCCGCGGUCUUGGAGCUGGCCGGCCGGUACCGCGACAUCAUUACGCAGAUCCGGACGUCCAAGAACCACGGCGUGGUCGGCGACAGCAAAACCGCCGACGAGGAAAAAGAUGCCGAACGCCUGCUGUUUGUCGAAAUGGCCGAAAUCUGUCUGUGGGGCAAUGCCACCGAUUUAUCUCUGUUGACCAGUCUGACGUACGAGGAACUCCAGAAACUACAGGGCAGCCAAGCGCGCAAAGACUCGGAGGAAAAAGUGCUCGUCAACGAUCUCGGACAGGCCUUUGAGGUGUUGUAUUCAUUACAGCACCAGAAGAAGUCUGACAGUAGAAGAGUCGAUAUCGUCCUUGACAAUGCCGGGUUCGAAUUGUUUGUCGACCUCGUGCUCGCGGGGUAUUUGCUCGCCACGGGCCUUGCCACCGAAGUCGUCCUGCAUCCCAAGAGCAUCCCGUGGUUCGUGAGCGACGUGGUGCCCGGCGACUUUGCGGCGCUGCUCAACGCUAUGGCCGAUCCAAAGGCGUUUUACGACAUUAAGGACGACGCCGAUGGAGACUCGGCUCUAAAGGCUGCUGAGGUGCCGCCGCUGUCGGACGCCGAUGCCGAACUGAUCAAGUUUCUUUUUGAAGACUGGAGCAGCCUACAUGAAGAAGGGAGACUGAUUCUGCGGCCCAACCGUUUCUGGACCCAUGCCGGCAGCUUCUGGCGCAUGCCUCAUACCGCGCCGGAAUUGUUCGACGAUCUCAAGGACAGCCAAUUGGUUGUUUUUAAGGGUGAUUUGAACUAUCGCAAGCUGACUGGUGAUGCUGCAUGGCCCGCCACGACACCCUUCACAACGGCUAUCGGCCCACUUGGACCGUCGUCCGGCAUUAGAACCCUCGCACUGCGCACAUGCAAGGCCGACGUGGUGGUUGGAUUGCCAGAGGGCAAGGACGAGGAGAUCCGGGCGUCCGAGGGCGGCGGCGGCGACUCGGGCGCCAGGAAGUGGGCUUGGAGUGGGAAAUGGGCCGUGGUCCAGUUCAGCGACGGGAAAGCUUGA
Molecule: messenger RNA, 1476 nt
Organism: Exophiala dermatitidis NIH/UT8656
Lineage: Eukaryota; Fungi; Ascomycota; Eurotiomycetes; Chaetothyriales; Herpotrichiellaceae
Exons: 2
Coding region: 1-1476 (491 amino acids)
Biological process (GO): DNA damage response
Cellular component (GO): cytoplasm; nucleus
Molecular function (GO): phosphatase activity
Source: RefSeq, a predicted model, not a curated record